UGCGGACGCUCUCUCUCUUCCUCGAGGGCGACCGCACGGCGCACAUGCAAGGCGCGCUAUCGCGAUUGGUCACGCUUGGCGAGCAGUGAGGGAGUGACGGGGAAAGAGAGAGGGUGUGCGGGAGACCGCCCGCACAGUGAGCAGGGGACAGAGAAGGCGACGGCGAAGCCUCAGGCUGUUCUCGGCUGGCUGUCUUCGUGUGAUCGUCGACUUUGCUCAAGACGCGAGAUAUACCGACAGGGAGAGAAGGGAGGAAGGGAGGUUUUGUUACCUGCUGUGCACAUGCCAGGACCGCAGCCAUAGCUUCCGCAGUUGAACUCGCUUCUAGGUGUGCAGUGAUCUCCGCACUCUGCACGCAAUCCCACACACACACACACACACACACACACACAGAGGGGGUGGGGUGGGGGGGGUUGACAGAAUGGCAUCGACAGUGGGGGUUGCGCCUAUGGCCGCUCCGGCUUUCUACAUCUGUUCGCGGCCGAGUCGUUCUUCCUUUAUGGAAGAGGGCGCAUCCAUCGCCGGAAGGAUGGGCGCGCGGGGAAUGGUGGACGGGUGUAGCAGUUGGUGCCCUUCGUCUUCGUCGACGUCGUCGUCGGCGUGUCAGCGAGAUGCAAUCUCUGUGGCUAUGGCGGCCAGGCCGGUUGUGCUUCGACGCCAUAUCUCCUCUUCGGCCUCAGGGUCCCGACUGACUGUGAAGCUGCCACGUGGAGUCUCCACAGGGAGGAAGAACUUGCAGUCUUGGCAGCCAAGCAGAUCCCUCGCCAGGAGGGGGGGUUCAGCAUCUGGUCGGACAAAGGGUCCAAGAGCAUCUCUUGAGCCCUCGUCAUCCUCACCGUCAUCACGGCCAACUGCCACUUCGGAAUCAUCAGCAGCAGUCGCGGCAGCAGAUGAUGACGUGGCAGCUCAGCAGGAAAUGGAUGAGGUGGUAGUAGACUGGGAUGAGUUGAAGGAAGAGGAUGAGGAGGAAGUGGAUGAGGUUUUUGACAUUAAGGAAGAGGCGGAGGAGAUUGCAGAGAGAAUCAAGGCUUUGAAAGAGGAGAAUGUAAAGCUGAGGAAGAAGGUCGAAAAGCGAACAGAACCCCUAUUCCAACCCCCAAGGCCAGUUCCGCAUCCCGGUGACGGCCAGGGAAUCUACGGAAGUGACCCCAUGCUAAGUAACUUCCGGAGCCAUCUUGAGUAUCGGUUUCAGCGGUACAGGGAAAUGAGAGACAUGAUUGACAAAUGUGAAGGGGGCUUGGAGGCCUUCUCCAGAGGGUACGAGAAGUUGGGCUUCACCCGUAGGAAAACAGAUGAGCAGUGGGACAUGGGCGAUAUCGUUCACACUUUAACCAAUCGGCGCCAUGACGAGAAAUGUGUAGCGUAUGCAGAGAGUCACGAUCAGGCCCUUGUAGGUGACAAGACCAUAGCUUUCUGGCUCAUGGAUAAGGACAUGUACGAUUACAUGGCGUUGGAAGGCCCAUCCACCCCACGAAUCGAUAGAGGUAUCGCUUUGCACAAGAUGAUCAGACUCAUCACCAUGGCUCUUGGAGGCGAAGGCUACCUGAAUUUCAUGGGAAAUGAAUUUGGACAUCCAGAGUGGAUCGAUUUCCCUCGUGUGGACACGGUUCUGCCAGAUGGAAGGUUCAUUCCUGGAAAUGAUGGGAGUUACCACCACUGCAGGCGGCGAUUUGACCUGAAUGAGUUUGGUGUCUUUGAGAUUCACCUCCCGGACAACGCGGACGGAACCCCCGCCAUCCCUCACGGCUCGAGAGUGAAGAUCCAUAUGGAUACUCCAACAGGUUGGAAGGACUCGAUCCCAGCAUGGAUUAAGUUUGCAGUUCAGGCUCCGGGGGAGAUAGCAUACAACGGCAUCUACUAUGAUCCGCCGGCAGAGGAGAAGCAUGAGUGGCAGCAUCCACGACCGUCCCGCCCAAGGUCUCUGAGGAUUUAUGAAGCACAUGUCGGCAUGAGCAGUACGGAGCCGAAGGUCAACUCAUACAUUGAGUUCCGAGAUGAUGUGCUUCCUCGGAUCAAGCGAUUGGGGUAUAAUGCAGUCCAGUUAAUGGCCAUCCAAGAGCAUGCAUAUUAUGGAAGUUUUGGGAGGGAUGGUAUGAUAAUAGACCUCACUCUUUCCAGAUCUACUCUCCAGCGCGGACAGCUGUGGUAUAUGCCCCUGCAGAGGUUGCUGAUACUCUCGGGGAAUACUGUGACGAGCAUGAAAGCGAUUAUGAUCCCGAGUGCCGCGUGUUCGAGGAUUGACUCCAUCGCCAUUCUCUGCCGGAGCAAACAGUCAACCUUUGACCCAUGCGAGGGUUCAAAAUACCUGGUCGACACACAGAGGAGAAAGAGUAGAGGAGGCGGGGGGGGGGGGGGGGGGGGGGGGAUUGAAGUGGAGGAAAGAGAAGGUUGGCUUUUGGAAUCGCGGCACGGAACUGUGGAUUUUCAGCAGAGCACCGAAUGAAUGGGAUGAGAGGGAGGGUCAGUAGACAGAAUAAUACGUGUAUUCUUGUAGAUUGGUCCAGGAGCAGUGAAUAGUCUUGUAGAUUGGUCCAGGUGCAGUGAAUCGUUCGUUCGUUUCAUUUUCUUUCUUGUGCUUUAGCUUUGACAAGUAGGUGAUUAAUGAAUUUGACUGAUUGGUCAAGCAGUCGAUCAGUUGAGGAAUUGAUCCGCUGAUCAAUCGGUUGCUUCAAUCAAUCAAUCAAUCAAUCAAUCAAUCAAUCAGUCGAUCAGUCAUUCGAUCAACGAAUUAUCCAAUUGAUGGAACGGGUAGUUUAAUCAAUUGGUUCCUCAAAAUUAAUCAGUUGAUUGAUUGAUUAAUCUGAUUUUACUUGAUUGGUUGGCUGACUGGUUGAUUGGCUGGUUGAUUGGCUGGUUGAUUGGCUGGUUGAUUGGCUGGUUGAUUGGCUGGUUGAUUGGCUGGUUGAUUGGCUGGGCUGGAUGAUUAUCUGGUUGAUUGGCUGGUUGAUUGGCUGGUUGAUUGGAUGGUUAUUAGUUGUUUGAUUGGCUGGUUGAUGAGAUGGUUGAUGAGAUGGUUGAUUGGCUGGUUGAAUGGUGUCCGUGUUUGCAGUUUUUGCUCUUUGAGGGCUUCUGUGAAAGGACCACCCCAAAAAACUCAUGGAGCUGCUCCUGAAUGAACGAGUUAAUACCGUGAGGGCAAUCAACUUGCUUCGAGUAAUUUACUCAUUUGAGUCGUUUCCCUUUUCACAUGUUAGAUUGGAUCUGUUUUGGCAAUUGCCAGGAGGGUUGUUUCCAGUCCCAAGUAUGGAGAAAUCUGAAAUCUUGAGAGCAGAUUUGCAGCCUUGCUUUUCGAGACGUCUUCUCAGCAAUGCGCAUCUUCGACCCGUUUCAAGCCCUUUGCGGUCAUUUUGGGCCCUCUUUCCAGCCCUUCUUUCCAUUUCCAGCCAACCUUGGUUCCGGGCGAGCGUUUGGUAAUCUGGUGGUUCUUCUACACAAUGGAAGGGACACUGACAAGGGGUCUUAUUCAGCCUCCAAGAGGGGAGGCGGGGGGGGGGGACACUUUUCAGCACUCUUUCCAUCCCCUUUCUGCCCAAGCCGGGUGCCCUGUCGAAGGUCUGGUAAUCUUCAGUGGUCUUUCAAUACGGUGGCAGUGAAGCUGGGGAGGGGGGUUAUAAGACUCCAAGAGGAGGGGGGGGGUUGGGGGGUAAUCCCACCCCUCCAACAGGGGCCCCUUUUAUGGGCAAUUGCUGCGAUGGCCCCACAGAAUACAUAUCUGCGCAGAGUCUACGAGGAGCACCGCAGCUACGGGUUUGGUACUACAGGGAUGUGCAGAGAUGGAAGCAUGUAGGGUUUUGGUACAGUGGGCUGGGGGGAAUAAUUGGUGCGGGUGGGGGGGGGACCGAGGGAGGGGAGAAAGGACAGUAGCAUGCGGAGGGGGAUUCUGCCGAGGGAGCGAUGCUGUUCCAGUGGAUAGUUGAGAGUUAGUAAAUUUAAUGUUAAUUACCUUAUCCAGUGUGUAAGGACCUUAUCCACAGAAUGAGCAUUGUAGUCCAUUGUGAGCAGUUAUAAUUCAGUGGAUGAUUAGUAAUUACCUUAUCCAGAUCCAGUGGAUAAUUACCUUAUCCACUAAUAUCCAGUGGAUUCCAGUGGAUAAUUACCUUAUCCACUGGAUGAUGGAUUGUAGUAGUCAUUGUAAGCACUGAUAAUCCAGUGGAUAAUUACCUUAUCCACUGAAUGAGCAUUGUAGUUGUCGUUGGUGAAGCGAUGAGACGCAGGAACGAGUCAUUUCCCGCAGGGGGUGGUUUUUAUUCCCCACCGCUUUGAUGUGGCAGUCGGGAUGGAAAAGCCAUUGGAUUAAUUAUGGACCUUCAUGAUGCAAAGGAUUAAAUGCUUGUGGAUGGUGGAUUACUGGUGACGGUAGCCUGGUGAAGGCUAUUAGGAAAGAUAGAACAUGAUAGGAAGGACUGGAAAAAAAAAAGUCUAUUGAAGAGGAUAGCAAUGGCAAUGGCUAUCCAAGAGAGGAAAGCAUGCGGGCUAGUACAGAGUAGUGACUGGCUAUCAAACAGAGAAUAGCAAUGGCUGUUGUAGAGAGAAUAGCAAUAGCAUGGGCUAGUAAGAGUACUGGCUAUUGAACAGAGAAUAGCAAUUGCUGUUGAAGAGAGGAUAGCAAUAGCAUGGGCUAAUAUGCGACAAUCACAGUGUUGGCUAUGUUGAUGGUUAGCAAUGGCUAUUCAACACAGAGUAUAGCAUGGGCUAUGCAGCAAUCACAGCAUUGGGGCUAUGUUCAUUUUUGAAGGACAGGACCAAUUCUCAGGGAAUAGACAGGAUGGUAUUAGAACGCAUCCAUUACUCAUUGUUGAGCUUUUGCUAUGUUUCUUCUCUUUUGGGACUGAAGCUUUGUAGCUAAGGAGGCAAUUUUAAGUGCAUGCUUGCUUCUGUAUAUCGUCAAGAGGAGUAUGGAAGACGCAAUGCACUUGAGGAACGACUGCCCAUGUGUUAGAAAGGCGCUGAGGCACGGGGGGCGGAAUUGGCAGGGAAUCGAGGCGUGCGUGAGCAGCUGCAGGCAUUGAUUAGCUACUGAAGAAUCAACCACAACCAUGUGUUCCAACACACACACACACACACACACACACACACACAGAGAGAGAGAGAGAGAGAGAGAGAGAGAGAGAGAGAGAGAGAGAGAGAGAGAAGGUGAUCGGGGGGGGAGAGAUGAAGUGUAUAUACGAGAUGGUCACGAUUGAUCCUUAUCCUCUGCUUGUGUAGAGGAGGGGAGCUUUGGACUGAACCUGGACAUCUGGGGUUGUCAGAUGCUGACUCCUUCAUCGAAAUUGUCAUUCCUAUUUAGACUCACAGGAAUGGGUUGUUGAUUAAGUUCCUUGUGACCUUACAAUUGCCUAUAUGGAAGGCAAUUUUGCUUC
Chara braunii is the source of this 5360-nucleotide messenger RNA. The record is from the annotation of a GenBank genome assembly. Lineage: Eukaryota; Viridiplantae; Streptophyta; Charophyceae; Charales; Characeae.